AGAGAGUGGGGGACAGGGGGAGGGUCUAACAGCUGGAGGAACUGAGAGGGGGAAAGCAGAAGUUGCCAUUAGAGACCACUGUGCCACAGUUUGGAUCCACAGAAUCCAGAGCAGGAAGGGAGUAAGCGAGGCAAGAAGACAUACUGCUCACACAAAGGGUAAGGACAUUGUGAUGUUAUCGGAAAUCCAUUGAUGGGGGGCUUAUGUAUAACAAUGGGCUUGUUACAUCUUGGAUUUAUAUUCCCUAAUAAGGUCAACUAUUUAUAAUGGGGAAGGUACCAUGGCACUUUGGACAAUAUGAACGGUUGUACUAAAGUGUUACCAUGCAUAGCCAGGUAUAUCGUCUGACGUGUGUUUAUCAAGUUAUGCAUUAACAAUAGGGCUACGGAAAGAUCUACGAGUUAAUAGUUACUUUGGUCAAACAGGGAUAUGCUCUGCUUGAUGAAUAUGCGGAAGCAUGAACCGGAAGUCGAGCUGAAAGUUGAUUUAGCACAGCAGCACUUCACAGUUUUGUGAUAAGGAAAGCUGCUGAAAAACGCAGUGACAGUAAAAUUGUGAAAGUCUACUACCGCUGUCACGAAUGAAUAAAACCAGUGGUCUCUCUUAGGAUAUGGCUAGGCCCGUCAUUAGCUUGGCAGUGGAGCAUCACAGACGGUAGCAGCACCGUUAACAUUAGCGGUAGGUACCGUCAACGUUAUCUUUAGUGGUGGACGGGGUGAAGCUACCAGGCUAGGACGCUUAGGAGACACACGGGAUCACAGGAUCGUGGAGUAGCCGUUCAACUUCUUCAGAUCAAUCGUUGCAGUGCGGAAUGUCUCGGAAGGAUAAGAAAAUAAAGUGAGUUUUGGUCAGAUAAAGACACAAGAUGGAGGAAUCCAGCAACAAGCCCUUAAUGGUGACCUCCUCCAUUAACUUCAAGGUCACCACUCCGUCGUUUUAUAACCAGCCAAAGAAGUUUGCCUCCGUCGCACCGCCCCGCCCCAAAAGCCAAUCCCCGCCCUCUGGGCCGUCCCCAACACCAGUGGGCACCGCUGUGAUUGGGCGCGUUGGGGAGCUUCCUCCGCCCCCUCCUUCGCUCUGUGAAGACUUCCCGCCCCCCCCUCCUCCUCCUCCCCCAUUGGAUGACGACUUGCCAGCCCCUCCCCCUGAAUGCCAUGCCCUACCCCCUGCCUUUGACGCUCCGCCUCCCGUGGCAGACGACCUGCCCCUCCCAGCUCCCCCUGAGGAGAGCUCCUGUCUGCCCACCUCUCCCCCUCCCCCUCCUCCCCCUCCGCCUCCCCCUCCUCCUGCCCCCUCCAGUGGGUCCAGGUACCCCAGCGCGGGGGGCAAUGCACCGAGGCCAAUUGAGAAGCAGACAAGUUUUGACAAACAGCUGGACUCCCUGACCGACCUGCUGUCUGAGAUGGAGACCAGGGGACCGUUCAACCCCAAGUUACCAAGCCAGUACCCUUCAGCACCAGCGCCAAAGCCAUCAGGUCCUCCCCGGACCGCUCCCAAGCCAAACCUCUCCUUCCUCCCGCCCCCCGAGUGCGGGGACCGGCCUCCCCCCGCCCCCUGGGCCGAGGAGCUCAAAGCCAGAACCAACCGCCACGGCAAUAACAGCGCAGUGUCCGGCACCUCGCCUGCCCCCCAGCCAUUGGCUAAACCGGCAGUGGCUCCCAAGGCCGCUUAUGGCGGGAAAAUGGCCACCUCUGCCACCGCUCUGGCCCAGAAACUCAACCAGAACUUGAACCAGAACCAGAAUCUGAACCACGCCCCAGCCAAGUUUGGUGUAGCACCAAAGCCCUCUCCUAUGAUGGCCCCCUCUGCCCCCGGCUCUUUCCCCCCCGUUCCUCCUGCUGCUCCUCCUGCUCCUCCUCCUGCUGCUCCUCCUGCUGCUCCUCCUGCGGCUCCUACUGCUGCUCCUACUGCUGCUCCUCCUGCUGCUCCUGCUGCUUCUCCUCCUGCGGUUCCUACUGCUGCUCCUGCUGCUCCUCCUGCACCUCCUGCUCAGCCGGCCAACAAGGCCGCUCCUUUCAGUUCCUACAGCUGCCUCAGGAGCGCUCCCUCCCCCACCAGUCAGGAGAACGUUAGGCCCAGUCCCCCGGCUGCUGCCCUGCCUCCGCAACCAAAGCCCAUGGUGACUCCGCCCCCCUCCUCCUUCAACCAGCCAAUGAAGGAAGCGCCCUCAUCAACGCCCUCCCUCCCUGGGCCGAUGGCGGUUCCGGGUGGGGGUGUGCCUCUCAACAUGAGGGAGGUGGAGGAGCUGGAGAGGAUGACGAACGACUUCAUCAGAGACAUGGACACACACGCUCCCGUCAUCACAUCGCCCCCUACAGAGGUGUGUGGGAAGUGUGGUGAGUCUCUGUCCCGCAGCCAGCCUGCCGUGCGGGCAAUGGACAAGCUGUUCCACGCCAACUGCUUCUGCUGCAUGGGCUGCCAGCGCCCCCUGCAGGGCAUGCAGUUCUACGACCGCGACAGCUCUCCGCAGUGCGAGGACUGUUACACGAGCUCCCUGGCGGUGUGCUCCCGCUGCGGGGAGCGCAUCACGGACCGAGUGCUGAAGGCGGUGGGCCAGUGUUUCCAUGCCCACUGCUUCCGCUGCAGCACCUGCGCCUGCAGCCUGGAGGGGGCGCCCUUCAUCACCGACGACAACAACAACCCCUACUGCGUCCAGGACUACCACAGGCGCUUCUCCCCGCUGUGUGUGAGCUGUAACGAGCCCAUCAUCCCCGCCCCGGGGAGCGAGGAGACGGUCAGGGUGGUCGCCCUCGAGAAGAACUUCCACCUCAAGUGUUACCGGUGUGAGGACUGCGCCCGACCCCUGUCAAUAGAAGCAGACGCCGACGGCUGCUAUCCAUUGGACGGCAAGAUCUUGUGUAUGAAGUGCCACACCCAACGAGCCAAGCAGGCCAAGCAGUGAUUGGCGGAAACACCCGUCACUCAAGUCACUCUAUGAACCAAAUUGAAAGCACAGGAUUAAUUCAGCUACCAGUUUUGCCUUUUUGCAAUAGAGCUCCAUGUACGUGCGCACGUGGGUGAGAGAGUGUGAAAGAGUGUCCUGUGAAGAGGAGUUCUGCAUGCCUAAAUAAGUGGUGUGUGUCAAAGACUCAAUCAAUGUGGAGGUAAUGUACUGCAUUGAGACAGAUUUACUUCAUCUUGUAUCCUCCAUCUCCUUUCUCCUGAGCUCUCUCCUAAUAGCCUUUCGUGUGCCAGAGUAUUAUUUCAUGGCUGUUCUAUGUUUACAAAUACUCUACUAGCAUAUUUGCAAAAAACUUCUUGAUUAAACAACAAAAGGCAUCCAACCAGGCUAAAAGUAGAGCACCUUUUGAUGGUUGUUUCUUAAUCUGCUAAAUACCUUUCUUAUUAAUGCCGACUUUUAGACGUUUUAUAACUGUUUAGUGUGCGACGCUAGGUCUUUGGCCGUCUUACCGGUCUGUAGGCUUGCAGGUUGUACAGUAUGCAAGCAUGUUGCUUUCUUGCCCAGAGAGAGCGAGCUCUCCCGUCAAUCAGUAUGCUCUCUCUCAUAAUAACAUUACAUUUGUAGUUCUUUCAGGGCUGUAGCCUGAGUGCAACAAAAAAAACAUCACAGCCGUGAAUUCAGAUCUUUGUAUUUUUGUCUUUGUUAUUAUAUGGAUCUGUGGGCUUAUUUGCAUGCACUGUCAAAACUACAUGUCGCUCUCCAUGCAACAUGGAUUUCAAAGAAAACCAACACUGUUUUUUUUUUGUUUGCCCUGUGUUCCUAUGUUCUCUAGUAUGCAUGCUAGUGCGAAUUGAUGAGCAAAAUCAUGAAAGUGUUUUGCUGAGUGCUGAUUUCAUUCCAUAUCUCAAGAGUAUCAUGAGAGAUGUAAGAAAGUGCUACUAUGGCUGAAAACGGGACCUAUAAUUGCACAGCUUUUUUACAAUGAUGCAUUUAGCUGAAAUUAACAUAGAGAAUGGUAGAGCCCCUUUUACGCUUGCUAACGCCACAGCACACGAUACAAGUCUGCACCUUCAAGAAACAUGCUGUAGUGGACCCGUCUGGGGAAUUGAAAUCCCUAAAUAGCAUUUAUGUUGAAUGGACGUUUAUUUGGUGAAAUGUUAUGGCUUUGUAAUUCAACCAAACCGAGACUUGUGAGGGCAAGACACAAAAAUAACUAUCCAUGAGCAGAUUUAUGAAUAGGGCUGACCAGCUUAUUAGCAGUGACCAAGUUCAUUUAACAUCUGUUUGAGAUAACGAACACUCUCCUGUCUUUCUUUUAUAUUCUCUAACAUUCACCGGUUUUAUUGUGGUUUAUCAGCACAUGAGGACCUUGUAAUUUAGUGCUAUUACAGUGAAACCACUACUCUUUCCAUUUAUCCUAUAAUGUACGUUAGUGUGUUGAUAUUGAUUAUGUACUACUUAUGUCACUCGAUGUUGAUCUACGUUAUUCAGUCUGUCAUGUACUUUACUGUUUUCCUCCCAAGUUGGAAUCGUUGAUUUUCAGAUUUUUUGGAUAUGUGCCUUCUACGCUUUUGUAUUCCUUCUCUAUUUCGCCUGCUUUCAAUGCCAUACCAAUUAAUUCUGCUAACAAAACGAUAAUAAUCAACCACCUUUUGUUCAAAUUAGGUAUUUUAUUUGGCGAAUGCAACAAAAUUCAGGGUGAUUAAAAAAACAAUAACAUUUUAAUACCCAGUAUUGCAUGCUACUUAUGUCCGUGGUGGGGAUUUUAGUAUUAUAUCACAGCCCUUUUGUAUUUUGUAUUAUUGCACAAUGUAUUCCAACUAUGUGAUUCUGCCUUUAUCAUCACAAUGUGAUCAAACGUGCCCAUGUCCUCACAGCAGCAGCAUUUAUUAAGGGUUCUUGUCUCGUGAUCUAAAAUGUUUUCCUCCAUAGUAUUUUUUUAUGUAAGUUCCCAUUCCAUUGGUGUGAAUGUGUAAACGUAUAUGAUCAAACAUGCCAGCAUUAUUCAACCUGUACUCCAACCCUCCCCUCCCCUCAAUUUGGAUGCAUUAAAAAAGAAAAUAGCUAAAGACCAAGCUGUCCUUUGUGUGUGUGUGU
Messenger RNA from Gadus chalcogrammus (walleye pollock), 4999 nucleotides. It is a transcript of the gene zyx, whose product is annotated as zyxin. Gene Ontology annotation, biological process: transforming growth factor beta receptor signaling pathway; integrin-mediated signaling pathway. The coding region runs from base 866 to 2902 and encodes 678 amino acids. The record is from RefSeq and is a predicted model, not a curated record. The transcript has 11 exons. Lineage: Eukaryota; Metazoa; Chordata; Actinopteri; Gadiformes; Gadidae.